Messenger RNA from Numida meleagris (helmeted guineafowl), 10319 nucleotides. It is a transcript of the gene KSR1, whose product is annotated as kinase suppressor of ras 1. The transcript is spliced from 19 exons. Lineage: Eukaryota; Metazoa; Chordata; Aves; Galliformes; Numididae. Gene Ontology annotation, cellular component: endoplasmic reticulum; cytoplasm; membrane. Bases 120 to 2669 code for a protein of 849 amino acids. Gene Ontology annotation, molecular function: ATP binding; protein kinase activity. The record is from RefSeq and is a predicted model, not a curated record. Gene Ontology annotation, biological process: protein phosphorylation; Ras protein signal transduction.
CGGGGCGGAGCGAGCCACCGCCUGCCGUCCGUCCCUCCCUCCCUCCUUCCCUGCCCGCCGCUCCCCCCGCUGUCGCCGCCGCCGCCGCCUCUCCUUCCCGGCCUCCCUGAUGCCGAGGAAUGGAUAGAGCGGCUGCCCUGCGAGCCGCCGGCAUGCUUGAGAGGAAGGAGCGGGGCGGCGAGGCGGCGGGGCCGGCCGUGCGGGGAUUGCCGGCCGUGCGGAGCACGCUGCAGCAAUGCGGGCUGCUCCAGGACCUCAUCGACAUCUCGCUGUCCAACCUGCGCGGGCUCCGCACCAAGUGCGCCGCGUCCAACGACCUCACCCAGCAGGAGAUCCGCACCCUGGAGGUGAAACUGAUCGACUACAUCCACCGACAACGGCAGUGCAAGCUGAGUGUGCCCCUGAAUGACAGGACAGCAGAGCUCAACAGCUACCCGAGAUUCAAUGACUGGUUAGACAUUGUCAAUGUGAGGAAAGAAGUUGUACAGAGAAUACCAGAGGAGCUAACCUUAGAUGCCUUACUCGAAAUGAAUGAGUCAAAGGUGAAAGAAACAAUGAAGAGAUGUGGUGCCAGAGAUGAGGAGUGCUCCAGACUCAAUGGGGCACUGAGCUGCUUAAGGAAGGUGACUGAAUCAGGUGGGGAGUUAAAAGAUGACGUGCUGAUAAAUCUUUCUGAAGCACGCCGAGAGAACAGCUCUACAAACACGACUGAGUCCCCCUGCUCCUCUGCACCCGCAUGGACUCACACUGCACUGAACCUUCCCAAGGGCAAUAGCCAGCAGGCGCGGUCGGUGUCGGUAUCUACAAUCCCAUCUUCAGAUUCUCCUGCCUCAAGUCACGGACCUUCUAUCUAUGCAGAUAACCUCCUGGACCCUUUUGCCUUCCCUGCACACAGUGGAAGGUUAACACCAAGGACUCCUCAUAGCAUCACCAUCACUCCCCCGACCACUCCUCAAGCCAAGAGACGGCACAAGUUGAAGCCACCACGGACUCCUCCUCCCCCUUGCCGGAAAGUUUUUCAGCUGCUACCUAAUUUUCCAACCCUCACAAGGAGCAAGUCCCAUGAAUCACAGUUGGGAAACAGGAUAGAUGAUGUUCCUCCAAUAAAGUUCGAACUCUCCCAAGGAUCUCCUCAAAUGGUACGAAGAGAUUUUGGCUUAGCUGUAACACACAGGUUCUCUACAAAGUCUUGGUUAUCUCAGAUUUGCCAAGUCUGCCAGAAAAGUAUGAUGUUUGGGGUGAAGUGUAAGUACUGCAGAUUAAAAUGUCACAACAAGUGUACUAAAGAGGCACCUGCUUGUAGAAUACCAUUCCUUCCCACUCCAACCUGUUUUUCAGCUACCAAAAUAAGGAGAACAGAGUCUGUCCCUUCUGAUAUCAACAAUCCAGUAGACAGACCAACAGAACCACAGUUUGGAACUCUUCCCAAAGCACUCACUAAAAAGGAGCACCCACCAGCAAUAAAUCAUCUGGACUCCAGCAGUAAUCCCUCGUCUACAACCUCUUCCACGCCAUCUUCUCCAGCACCUUUCCAGUCUUCCAACCCUCCCAGUGCGACGCCUCCCCCAAACCUGUCUCCUAUGGGCCAGAGGGAUGGACGAUUUAACUUCCCAGCUGCCUACUAUAUUCAGCAUAGACAACAAUUUAUCUUCCCAGAAAUUCCCACUCCUGCACAAAUAGCACAGCCUCCGGAAACGGCUGCAGACACUAAUGCUAAUGAACAGCCACAUACAGAUGGAGUUAAACAUGAAGCAGAGGUGGAAGAACCCGAGAGUAAUAAAUCAGAACCCGAAGACGACGAGGACGAAGUGGAAGAUUUGCCACACCGGCGGCCGCACUUGCAAGGGAUGAUUUAUCGCAAACCCAGCCAGACCAGCGUCUACCUGCAGGAAUGGGACAUUCCCUUUGAACAGAUCGAACUAGGGGAUCCCAUUGGCCAAGGCCGAUGGGGGAAGGUUCACAAGGGAAAAUGGCAUGGAGAAGUGGCCAUCAGGCUGCUGGAGAUAGAUGGGAACAAUCAGGAUCAUCUCAAGCUCUUCAAAAAGGAGGUGAUGAAUUACAGACAGACCCGGCAUGAGAACGUGGUGCUUUUCAUGGGAGCAUGCAUGAACCCUCCUCAUUUAGCAAUCAUUACCAGCUUCUGCAAAGGAAGGACACUUUAUUCGUUUGUAAGGGACCCCAAGAUAUCCUUGGAUAUUAACAAAACCAGGCAGAUAGCACAGGAGAUCAUUAAGGGCAUGGGAUAUCUUCAUGCAAAGGGGAUUGUACACAAGGAUCUGAAAUCCAAGAAUGUUUUUUAUGACAAUGGGAAAGUAGUGAUCACUGACUUUGGACUGUUUGGAAUUUCGGGUGUUGUUCAGGAAGGAAGGAGGGAGAAUGAAUUGAAGCUGCCUCAUGACUGGUUAUGCUACCUGGCCCCUGAAAUUGUUCGUGAGAUGGCCCCUGGGAAAGAUGAAGACAAGCUGCCUUUCUCCAAAGCUGCAGAUAUCUAUGCCUUUGGGACUGUGUGGUAUGAGCUCCAAGCAAGAGAAUGGCCCUUCAAGAACCAGCCUGCCGAGGCACUCAUCUGGCAGAUUGGAAGUGGUGAAGGAGUGAAACAAGUCCUUGCAACUGUUAGUUUGGGGAAAGAAGUCAAUGUAGGAAAUUCUCUCAGCAUGCUGGUCCUUUGAUCUCAGUGAGAGACCUAGCUUCACUGUCCUCAUGGAUAUGCUUGAAAAGCUGCCAAAACUGAAUCGUCGGCUCUCCCACCCAGGGCAUUUCUGGAAGUCUGCUGAGUGAGUACCUGUGGUUGUAGAUGCUGCUCAGAAUUUGCUAACUGACCAUUCCUGUGCUUUGGUUUGCCUUCCUGGGGCCUGUCAUACCUUCAGUAGCAGAGUAGCAAUUGUUCUGCUUUUCUAGUUACUAGGAAAUUACACAAUUAAACAUGCAUGCACUUCAGACAGUUAAUUUCCUACUUCAACGUAUUCAUUUCCCUCCUUCUGUAGAUCAUUUAUCCAGUGUCAUGUUUGGUUUCAGAGAGUAUCUACCAGCGUUACUGGAAAGUGCCCACACUGCCCUGAAAAUGAUUAGAGUUUCCCUUUUAAUGGCUGGUACUGAAUGAGAAAGGGAACCACCAAAGAACAUGCCACCAUUUCCCUUUUAAAUUAAACCAUCAAUUCAUGGAAGAGUCCUAACGUAGUAACAUUCCUCAAGGAGCAUGUAGGGAAAAAAUGCAAAGCCCUCCUCCUCUGUAUGGAAGAGUGCCCGGUUUGCACAGACACGUAAAGGAAUGGAGCACGUUACUCAAUAUAGCUGACCUCUGAAGGAAAAAAAAACAAACAAAAACCCACUAAAAUCUUAGAAUCUCUAAAUUGCUUGGCAAAAGCAGUAAAUUGACAGCUAGGAACAAGUUUUUAUGUUUGGACUGAAUAAGUUGGAGUCAUGUCAAGAUUUUGAUCAAGGAAAGAUGAGAGAUAACACACAAAUCCUAGCCAGGUCAUGCUCCUUUCAAAUUUAGGAUCUAUGUUGGAGCCGGGGAAGAAAAGUGUCACAAGAUCAAGCAUCUGUAAACUGCCAAAACUGGGAGAGACCCCUCAGAAAUACCUGACUGAACAUCCUGUGACAUCUGUUAGGAUAGAUGAGACCAGAAUUUAGAACUAAAUCCAGGUCAGAAUAGAUUUGCAUAAAGAUAUAGGGCCUAAAACUUUUAGUCUCCUAUGUCACAAAUAACCUGUCGCUCAGACAAAAAGGGAGCCCAGUCUCCCUUUCCUCAAAGUCAGAGAUCAGACACUUGUGAACUGUGCCCAUCACCACAUGCUUCCUUCGGUGUAUGUUUUCUUUGACUGAGCCUCUAAUAUUUUCUUAUUUCUUUCCUUUUUUGAUGUUUAAUCUACCCCUUUCCUUACCAUAACCCUUCAUGAUCUUCCUGUAAUACUUUAUCCCUAAGCAAAUGCUUCUGUUAACUUGUAUGGUGCCUGUCAUGGCAUUUUGUGCCUUGGUGUGUCUGCUUUAUUCGGGGGUUUGGUUGCAGAUUUCAGCCUUUGUCUCUUGUUACAAUGUCUAACAACAUUAAAAGGUGGCCUCAUCUUUACACAAAAGAGAACUAUUACCAGCAAUAGUUGAAUGCUUACUGUCCUCUCAUUGAUAAGUAGAACUGUCUGCUGGUUCUUUUCCGUAUGUUAGACAGGUAUAAAUUCAUAUCAGUACUCAUUUUAAAAAGAUACAAUGAAAAACAGGGAGAUCUUUAGAUUUGGCAGCUCUUUGCAUCAUCAGUUUCUGCAGUGCACUGGGGUGUGACAAGGUGUCGAGUGCGCCCCGACCGCUCACUGCUCCAGCAGAUCUGUUACAGCUGCAGUCUGGGGAUUUCAGUUGUCUUGAUUUUUUUUUUUUUCUUCCCUAAAUAAACAUGUAAAGAGAAAUCAGCAGAACCUGAGCUAAAGAUAUAUCUGUCCACCAUUCAUAAAUUAAGAGAAACAGCCCUUUUUCCUCUUCAGGCCUAAAGCACUGUAUAUUUAAAUCUGUCUUUUCUGCACAUUGGGAGUUAGAGAGCAAGCGAUGCUGUGCUUAGAGCAGUGAGAAGGAUGCCAGUACCAAGGGCAGGUACAGAAUCUGGUACAGUGUGAUAAGGUGCAGUAUGAUGAUCAGCUAGGUUCUUAUUCUUGGCUUUGAAAGAUAACUUAGCCCCAAAUUAUUAUUUUCAAACGAAUCAUCUUUUGUCUCAGAGGAGGAUCACGGAGUUCAAAUUGUUUGGACAACAGUUCUUUAGUCGGGAGAUUUAUACGAUAUGGCAGCGUCCUUUGUUAAACUGUUCUUCCUUUCCUACAGAAGCCCUUUUCUGUAGAGCCCUCCAACACGAUGGCUCUGUGUCGACACUUCCAUGCCCUCAUUUCUCCAUGCUAUCAGAUCCACUUGUGUUGGAUCACUGACUCUCACAGCCAGUUCAGUUUCUUUUCAUCCACCUAGUCAGAUGCUGCAGAGACCAUCAGAGAGUCUUGCAUUGUCCCCUAACAUCACAGUGGAAAUGGGUUGAAGUAACACUUCCCAUUUGGGCAGUCAGUUCACAAGGGUGCUCAUUUCCAGAGUAAUUUGCCAAGCGAUUAUUUUGGGUUAGUGUUUCCAUAGGGAGUUCUUCUUGAACAACUUGUGGAACCGUGCCUUAUGUAGCAGCUAUCCAAAUCAUUUUUUCCCUGGGUAGACAGAUCCUCCCCUCCUACUGCAAGUGGUUCAUGUAUGUGCAUACAUUAUUACUUUUUCUCUGCUCAAAGCACGCAAUGGAGAAGUACAUUAAUUGUCAACAUUGAGAGCUGAAUCAGUGCUCACUGAAAUGAAAGUGCAGGCAGCUCAGUUGGCUUUUAUCGCCUGCAAACUACAUUACAUUCAGGUCGCACUUGGAAGGCUCUCUAUAGCAGUGUCAACCAGCAGCCAGAUGCAAAACCCCCUGAAGGCGCAGUCACAUCCCCUCUGACAACUCCUUAGAGAAACACUGCACUAACCCCUUGCUUUACUCCAGUGUAAGCUUUAUAGUAGGUGGUUUUCAAGAGCUCGCUUUAAAUAACUGAAAACUAACUCUCAUGGUGUCUUUUUCCCUUCCCUCCCCUAUUUCUUUGUAGGUUGUAGCUACUGGUGCAAUAAUGGGUUCCACCUUGCAUGCUUCCAUGUGUUGUAUCCUAACCAGCAACUUGGACAAUCACCUUCCAUUCAAAAAAAUGAAAACAAACCACGAAAUUAACCCACGGACAUAAUCAACAUUUUAUCCGAAUUCUCCUUUUCUGCCUUUUUCUGCUUGGUGUGGGCUGUUAGCUUGAAUAACAACUCCUGCCUCCAAGAAGUUACUGUCUAAACACAGCACCUCUCACUUCUGAGUCAUGUCAGCAGGCUGCAGCUUCCUCCUGGCAGGGACCUGGUGCUCUGCCCUGACCAGCCGGGUCUGGGCAGCAGUGGCUUGGGGUUCAGCUGACACUGGCAUUUGUGGCCGGCAGGUCUCAGACGUCUCAGAAGGGGGAAGUUUCCUAGCUGCUGUCUGAGGGGUGGCUGUCAUCCUUAGUGCUGAGUGGUGGCUUUUGACUCAAGAUAACAAGUACAUCUUCCACAGGCACAGCCAACAACUGACCACUUCACUUGCACUGCAACCAACAGGACUUAAGGGGCAGAUUGGGCCGGUUCUCCUGUAGGGCCAGAUCCAGCACUGCACUGAACCAAGGGUCAGCUUUGUCAGGGGUGCACGCAACAGGUGCAGUUCCUGCACAGAAAGGAGGACAGUCCUCGCUGUGCUCAGGGCAGAUUGCAGUCCCUUAGCCUACCUGGGAGUACACCACCACCAGUUGCAUCCAAAACUGGGAUCAGCUACAGCACUGUGCAGAAGAGGAGGAAAGCAAGGAAGCCAUUCAGUUCCUCAUCCUCCCUCCCUUGCAAAUCCAGAGUUUUGAGUUCUGUGAUUUGCUUUUGUUUACAUCCCUGGUUCAGCAAAAUGCCUGACUUAGCAGUAGGAACUUUGCAGAACCGUAGGCAGCACUGCAAACGUGUGCCUUUUUGUAAAAGGUCUUCUUUCAUUUCUCACUGAUCCACCAUUUUGAAAACAAAUUGCUUCAUGGGGAGAGGAUGAGGACAGAGGCGGGUAUGCAACAGGAACCAGGGAGGUUUUUUCGUGUUCAGUGAGGACAAACGCACCUACAUGUCAUUCUCUCAGAAAGUCAGAUGCCUGCACACUGCACUGGAGUGAUUCUGCUGGAAGCCCUCACGUGCUCACGCUCCCUGCCUUGCUGCCACACAGCACGUAUGGGCAGGAAGGCAUUGUGAAGUGAAAACAUUUUUAGCUGUGCUUACAGUUAAAGGGGGAAGGAAAAGACAUCUUCAUUCGCUUGCUAUAGGCCAUAAAGAGGAGCAAAUAUGUUUCUUUGAAGCAAUUGAUGUACCUUGACAAAACGUCCCUUCCCCUUAAAAAGGGAUUUUUUCCUCCACUUCUAUUUCAAGGAAAGGAAACGUCUGCCAGUCUUCUACCCACCCUAGGUUAGGUCCUUAUAAAAGCCUCCUGUUCUGCCAAUUUCAGCCAUGUGCUUUCACUAAUGAGGUUAGCAUGAAUAAAUUCAAAUGUUUGCUGCUUAAUUUUCUAAAACACUGCUGGAUGACCUCCAGCUGCAUGAGACCAGAAUCCAGCCCAUUUUAUUUUCUUUUAUAUGACUGUAGCAUUGUAGGGGAGAAAAAAAAAACAGCAAAAAACCAACAGUGAAUAAAUAACUCUUUCCCCCUCCCUUGUCCUUUCCCUCCUGCCUCUUUUCAGCAUUAACAGUAGCAAAGUUGUCCUGCGUUUUGAGAGAUUUGGCUUGGGAAUCCUGGAACCAAGUAAUCAAAAGAUAUAGCAUGGUGUGUAGUUGUCUUGUGAUAAUGUUGUCUACCUACUUACACACAAAGCAUCAGAAAUCUUCACUGAAUCUUCCAAGCUAUGAAACUGGUGCAGCCACAGCUGAAAGCCACACGACCAUCAAUUCAGAGUCCUUUGUUGUUGGGAAAGUGGGAAUUCUGCCUGAGCACCAGCAGUUAUUUAAAGAAUGUUUACAUGAUACUUCUGUGUGAACUAUAUUUUUUUUAAAGCAUAAUAAACAGUGAAUCAGUUUAACUACAGCCAUCCAACUAGCACAAAAAGAAACCAACCUUUUUCUAGUUCCUUCUUGUGUCUGUGGUCUAAAUAGGAACGAUCUUCUGCGUUCGGUGCAUUUUUCCCUAAGACAAGUGGAACCGUUUUGUUUCAGAAUGCUUAUGUAUCUCACACAAGGAGACGGAGUUUUAAAUUAUGUUUUUCUCUCAUUAAGGUAAAAUUUAUCGCAUCGUGAUUUAUCCAAACUGCUAAUUCGGUUUGUGAUUACUCUGGUUUGUUUCCACGGGGUUGGUCCAAGCUCUGGGUGACCUUGCAUUAAGUUAAAGUAGUAAAAAUCUACUACUUACAGGAGAGUUUGCUGUCAAGCGUAUUGCCAUCUCACUUGAAACAGAGAACCAAGCACUCUUCAACACAGAACUCACCAGAAAAGCUCAACUGCCGUGCCACAGAAUCUCAGGCUGGUUGAGGUGGGAGCGGACCCCUGUGUCCAUCCGCUCCCAGCCCCGCGCAGGCAGGGCCACCCCAAGCGGCCUGCCCAGGACCCGCUGUGCAGGCUGCCCCGGAGCAGGCUCCCAGGCACCAGGCUCCUCCUCGGAAGCUCCAGGCACAGCCUGUUCCAGUCCCUUGAACCAGCAGCACUGCCUGGCCAGGCUCUUGCUGCCCCGCUUGCCAUCUCCUUUGCAGAAGAACAGGUAUUUCACUAGUUAGAGCUCCAGGGAGAGAAGGAAAACAAGGGAAAAAGCCAUUCCUAAACGUGUUACACGCUGUUCUGAUACACAGAGCUUGUUAAAAGAUUCAAAGUCAUUUCUCUCCCCUACGUGCACAUGUGCUCCUCUAGGCAGUCACAUAAGCCUGCAAGAAUUUAAGAAAUUUAGGACUAAGCAGUAGUUUUGAGGAAAGCUAAGAACAGCAAAAACCUCGCAGUGAGGAAAAUUCUGUUUCGUUCCAGAGAACCCGACUCAGUCCAACAGCUCAGACUUGUUUCAAAGUGUAAUUUUAAGACCAAGAAAAGACCCAAGCCCCCAAAAUCAAAAGGAAACCACGUGCUACAAUGUGUGAUAGGCAGACUGAUAAAGGACACAGCUGAAUACUGCAUUCGAGGUGACAGAUGCGUUAUCUCACUUGCAAAUGAAUUGCAAGCUGCAUUACGUGUUGUCUCAUGCCCCCCAUGGGGGAGGGGAGGGGGGGGAAAAAGAGUUCUGUUCUGUUGAGGAGAGCACUUCACUCCUACUUUUCCUCCACUGUGCUAUGGUGCUUUUAAAAUGCGUCUCAAAUAUAAAACAAAAUUGGCUUGGUGGCAGCCAGGCGUGGUGACAUGGUUCUCCUGGCCUCCCUCACCACCUCAGUGAAGCAGUCGAGCCCCCCACACACUGCGCGUUCAGCUGCCGCCACCGCCUGCUCCUCGCCCAGCCUCGCUGCUGUUUGCUCUCUCACAAUAACAUUGUCAGAAACAGAGGUUGUUUUCCAACAGUACUGCUCAAGCAUCAACAGCACAAUACAAGCCUAAAGCAAAGAGAAAUGUGCUUCAAAGCCACGUUAACAUUAUGAACCUGUGGGCUGCAGCGUACCUUGCCUUAGGGGAGAGCAGAAGCUGCCGCUGGACGCAGACAUUGCUUCACAGCCAUUGGGUCUGAGCAGCCCUUCUGCUAACCCACAGCAUGCUUGCUGCUAUUCCUGCAACUGUGUGUAUAACAGGUCUCACCUGGGACACCCAGAGCUUUCAGUGUGGGAAAGAAACGCAGUGAUGGCUCACUUGGCCAUCAGCAGCAGUGCUGCUGUGGCAGCGUGCAAGAACAAUGCUGAGAAAGCGUGGCCUUCUCAGUCUUUCCCUCCAGGAUGGCUGGCUGGACAGACAGCCUGUGCGGGGUGACUAGCUAGCUUAAAAUAAAAUUAAAAGCCAAAGAACUUUGUUCUCCCUAUUUAACUGCCCUCACGUGAGGGUUAAACCCUGGCUGUGAAGGCUGCUUCCUGGCAGAACGCUGUGCUGGCCCUGCUUCCAGCAGGCAGCUCGUCCCUUUGUGCCGCACUCUGCAGUGUGCUGCAAGCAGAUGGGGCUGACCCAUGAGCACUGCGGGGUGAUGGAAUACCAUCCUGCUGCAGGAAGGGUUUUAAAGCUUGCCUUUAAACCAUGAAAUCUGAGAUUCAAAUUCAGCCUUCCUUGGUUUUGUGAUGAACUCCCAUAAAUGGCUCUUAAAAGCAAAACCCAGUGUUUCCGAGAGGGCCGAUUACCGUCUGUGGGUAAUAUUUGUGGCAGUGAGCUGUGCGAGGCACAUGGAAGUCACACAGAACCUGUGGAGCUGGUGGGCUCCUGCCCACGUCACAGCUGGGCAGCAGGCGUUGGCUCGCGCUGCUUAUGGCCACGUGUGCUGUCUCCUGGUGUGCGGGUGUGCGGCGUGAAGCGCAGUAAGCCUGCCCUGUUGUAGAGGUGUAAAUGUGAAGCUGGCUGUACAAUGCUGCUACAAUAGCCACACGUCAAUAGUGAAUGUAAAUGGAGUCUGUAAUAUGGUGAAAAUGACACGUUUUUCUUUUCAAAUGUGAUGUAAACUUUGUACAGUAAAAUUUUUUUUUAAGUAUUUUCUAUCAGAGUGUCUUCCAGAAUUGCUAUUAAAUUAAUUAAAAAUUGUUAGUAUUAACAACGGUUUCUGUAUUAGUUUAUGCAACCAGCAAGAAAAAAAAAAGUGCACAUUAUGCUCAUGAAAUUCUGGAUACGUAGGAAUCUUUUCGGCAAAUAAAACUUUGCUCUGGAUAA